Messenger RNA from Drosophila willistoni, 1811 nucleotides. RefSeq lists its product as uncharacterized. The transcript has 2 exons. The coding region runs from base 76 to 1713 and encodes 545 amino acids. Lineage: Eukaryota; Metazoa; Arthropoda; Insecta; Diptera; Drosophilidae. The record is from RefSeq and is a predicted model, not a curated record. Gene Ontology annotation, cellular component: SCF ubiquitin ligase complex. Gene Ontology annotation, biological process: SCF-dependent proteasomal ubiquitin-dependent protein catabolic process. Gene Ontology annotation, molecular function: RNA binding; protein binding.
GCACGUGCUGCUGCAGAAAACUUUAAGCUUUAUUUAAAAAACCUUGUGCUAAAAUUAUUCAAAGAAAAUUACAUAAUGUUAAAGUUUGACACCUAUAAUCGGAGACGCCAUUAUGUCAAGAAUGGGUUGUGGUUCACCGAAGACCAUAUUCCAGUACGAAAGCUAUUUCUCACCAAGAUAUCAGAAAAUCUGAAGGAGGACACGUUAGUUGAACAUUUUAAAAGAUUCGGGAGUGUCAUAAGUGUUCAGCUCUUCAACAAUGCUACACGAAAUUGCGUGCCUAAUCGGACAUUGUCCAGGGUCUAUGGCAGACAAAGGUAUAAAGAGCAGCGAAAAUGCGGAUUUGUUCUCUUUGCCAAUGCAAGCGAUGCGACCAAAGCUUUGGAAAUGAAGAUUCAUCAUGUGAAUGGCCAUAAGAUCUAUGUCAUUGUGGCCGAUAGUUGGCACCAACCGGAUUUGUAUGGGGUUUCAGAGCCCCCAACUGCCGGCGAUCAGUCAGGGGAGGCGUACAUUUUAAAGAUUCCUGAUGAUUGCCUAUCAAUGAUUCUGAAAUAUCUUCCAUUGGCGGAUCAAGUCCACUUCCAAAGUGUUUGCGAGCGCUUUCAGUCUGUAUAUCAGUUAACUGCACGAUCCAUACAUAAAUCUAUUGCUUCGCAAGAAUUGGAUAAUUUGACACUUUGGGAGUGUCGCCAAUUUUUUCGCAGUUCCGGGCCAUAUGUGACGGACUUGAAUAUAGGUUUGCACGCAAACUUCAGAAAUCGCUUUUUGAAAUAUUUUGGAAGAAAUUGCAUCAACUUGAAGUCUUUGGACCUUUCGGAUAUCCCAUUAAGUGGAGACAUGUUUUCCAUUACCCAUAAGACAAAGAAUCUGAUGAAAUUUGACCUGACUGAUGAAGAGCUGUUAGCUUUGAAGAACUUGAAGAAUCUAAAAACACUUAACCUAGCCCGGAAUGGUUCUCUCACUGAUCUUCAUCUAGAUAAGCUUCCUGUCUCGAUUGAAAACCUAAACUUGGAUUAUUGUAUUGGUAUUCAGUCAGGCCAUUUAAUUCAGAUGUCCAAGUCUUUAACAAAUCUAAGGGAACUCAACAUUUCCUUUGUCAAUUACACUAUUGGAGAGGUUUUUAGUUAUAUGGUAAAAAAUGGCUGCUGCCCUUUACUAGAAACAUUGGGAGUUUCCAUUGAUGGCCAAUAUGAAGAAGCCCAAUUACCUAAACUAAAGAGUAUUUACAUUCACUCCAUAUCAUGGGAACUUACCGCUACCAAACUCUUUGAUCAACUGGUACUUUUUAAAUCCGAGCAAUUGGAAGAAUUAAAAAUUAGUGAAAACUUAACUAAGCAAAGACUCAUGAAAAUCGCAAAGUUAAGUGGAUUGAAGACUCUAUUGGUUCGGAAAGUGCCCAACAUUGAUGAUGAAGUCUUGGACGCGUUUACCAACUUAAGAAAACUGGAGCACAUCGAACUUACAAACUGCAAUCAAGUUAACGAUUCUAACGUUUUGCGUCUGGUACUUGGAUGCCCGAAGUUGCAUGAGGUCAAACUUGACUUCUAUUAUUAUUCACAAAUAACUCAAAAGUUAUUAGACAAUAUUAUUAUCAAGAUUCCAAUUUACUACAAAAAAAAUGAGCGCAAGUUGCCCAUAACAAUUUAUUUUGACUCGUGUAGUAACCUACAGACUCCUGCAGCUCAGGAUAUAGUUAAGAUAAUACUAGACUAAAUGAUAAAAUAAGUUAAAUCCCAAACUGAUUGAAAAUGAAUUUAAUUAUGUACAUUUUGAAAUUACUUUUAAUAAAGUCUAUUCAAAUUCCUAACUAA